UCUGGUUUCGGACCCGACCCCAGCCCGGGCCCAGGCCCCAGCCCCAACAGAGCCCAAGAGGCUCCCAAGAGAGUCCGUAGCCAUUUUGGCUCAAGGACGCUGUGGCCCAAGACAGGUUUUGCGGUGCUCAGACGUCCACGCCCAGCGCUGGAAUCGUAAUCUCGCAACUGCAUCUUUUCCCACUGCCGGCGCCGGCGCGAAUAGCUAUGGGCGCCUGGAAAAGCCGGGGCCUGCGCUACUCCGAGGAGGCUGGCCACGGGGUCACGCGCGAGGUGCGUGUGGCCGGAGCCGGCCUUGAGGACGUGAACGGUGUCUACACGCUGGCCAGGGAGUUCGCGGGCGCAGAGAUGUUCGAGAAGGAUGGCGGGGGGUCCCCCUUGGGCAAGGUAUACAUCCGCCGCCAGGCGGAGGGCAUGCCUGGCGAUUGGGUCAUCACGCUGUCCGCUGACGCGGACAGCGUGAGAAGUGAGCACCUGUACAGGCGGACCGAAGUGAGAAAGGAGCAGGUCUUCCCGCCGCUCCUCGGCUGGAAGCCGUGCACGGCAGCCGAUGGCGUGCUCGAGCGCCACGUGGAUCAGCUCUCCAAAGGCCUGCCGAAGCUCGAGUAUCACAACGUCAUGGCGGAGAGGGGGCGUGGAUUGAUGUCUCCGCUGGAGGAGUGGGACCAGCAAGACACCAGCUCGAGCCUCGAGGUGUGCGUCGUCGGCGCGAGCAACAUUCCCGAUUCCUACGCGUCCAAGCUCCACUGCACCUUCCAGGUGCCCGGUAAGGACGAGAUCAUGGAGUCUGGCGCCGUCGCCAAUUCUACAGACCCAGUGUGGAGGUUCAAGGCUCCCCUGAAGAGCUGGAGGCAUCCGGAUCCUUUGCAGUUCACAGUGUUCGCGAACAGUAAUAUCAAGAUUGGGGAAACCACGCUGGACUACACCGCAUUCCGCGAGACAGGCUUUGUUGGAAAGCUUCCUUUGUCGUUGUUUGGAUCUGACGACCCAAACGCGACGGUGAAUGUCUGCGUCACCAGGCCAGGGCAGCUUAUACCGGGCGUCGAUGUCGUGCUCAAGAAAGAGUUGGACGCGAAGAUCGGCAUCGAGGUUGCCAUCGAGUCGAAGACAUCCCUGUCCAUAGUCAAGAUCGCGGAAGGAGGGCUCAUUGACAGAUGGAAUGGUGACCACCCUGAGCAGCGCAUCCAUCUACGCGACAUCAUCACCGAGAUCGACGGGACGCGAGGGACGUGCUACGACCUGCUGUCGAGGCUAGCAGUCCAGGAUGAGCCGAGGACCAUCCAGAUAAAGGUUCAGCGUGCCAGCAGGGUUGAAGCAUAGGUAUAUCUACUGAGCCACAAGUGUUCAUCGAGGUCUGCCUCGUUUUUACAAUCUAUGGGUGUAAACGUAGAUUCAGAGCCGCGGAAGGCAUGGCGGUCCAGACUUUGUUUACAGUACGUACUACUGGUCUGCAGUUCUGUUUGCGACGUCCUCGUGGCAUGUGCGGCGUGCAAGCUUGAUAUGCAAUAUUUUGUUCUCACACACGUACAGACAUACAUCUAUAAUUACUGCAGAGCGAUAAGGAAAAGGAGGAGGGGGAGACUGCCUGGUCUGGAACUGGUGUUUCAAGCUGUGGGCCGCCGCAUAAUUAGGUCUUUGGUUGACCCUUUCAGGCGUCCGCGCCACCUCUUUACCGCCCCCAUGUCCUCCACCCUCAAGGACUUUGCAGCCGUGGCCUUCAGAUCAGGUAGGAUCCCCUGCCGCGAAGAGUCACGCGGAAGAGUGGGCGGCACGCCAGUCGUGCGCAGGGACCCUUGCCGCGGAGAGUCACGCUACAGUGCGGGCGUCGCGCCAGUCGUGCGCGUUCAUCCCGUGCAUGUCAUCUCCAUGCGGGCUCUGCGAGCUCGCGCGGUUGGGGGGAAAAA
Molecule: messenger RNA, 1903 nt
Organism: Prorocentrum cordatum
Lineage: Eukaryota; Dinophyceae; Prorocentrales; Prorocentraceae
Source: the annotation of a GenBank genome assembly